This is a messenger RNA of Pelodiscus sinensis (Chinese soft-shelled turtle), 3413 nucleotides long. RefSeq names its product iroquois homeobox 1 (gene IRX1). Gene Ontology annotation, cellular component: nucleus. Gene Ontology annotation, molecular function: DNA-binding transcription factor activity, RNA polymerase II-specific; RNA polymerase II cis-regulatory region sequence-specific DNA binding. The record is from RefSeq and is a predicted model, not a curated record. Lineage: Eukaryota; Metazoa; Chordata; Testudines; Trionychidae. Gene Ontology annotation, biological process: neuron differentiation; cell development; regulation of transcription by RNA polymerase II.
CUACAGCGCCUUCCUGCCCUACACCGCCGACCUCAGCCUCUUCUCCCAGAUGGGCUCCCAGUAUGAACUGAAGGAUAACCCAGGUGUCCACCCUGCGACCUUUGCUGCCCACACUGCUCCUGGCUAUUACCCCUACGGACAGUUCCAAUAUGGGGACCCAGGACGGCCUAAGAAUGCCACCAGGGAGAGCACCAGCACCCUGAAGGCCUGGCUGAACGAGCACCGGAAGAACCCCUACCCCACCAAGGGCGAGAAGAUCAUGCUGGCCAUCAUCACCAAGAUGACCCUCACCCAGGUCUCCACCUGGUUCGCCAACGCCAGGAGGAGGCUGAAGAAGGAGAACAAAGUCACCUGGGGAGCAAGGAGUAAGGACCAAGAAGAUGGUCACCUCUUUGGGAGUGACAACGAGGGAGACCCCGAAAAGAACGAAGACGACGAAGAAAUCGACCUGGAAAGCAUAGACAUUGAUAAAAUCGAUGAGAACGACGGGGAACAGAGUAAUGAAGAAGAGGAGGAGAAAUCUGAGCUCCUGAGACAAAGCAGCGAAGAUGAACAUUUGGAAAAAGAAAAGGAUUUGUCAUUGUCAGCCUCUGAAGGUCUGAAACCCAAAGACUCUUUCUCCCUGGUAAAGGAGGCCUCUGACAACAGUACACGUAUCAUAACCCCCAAUGGACAGAAUAAUUUACAGGUGCCACCGCACAGCAAACCCAAGAUUUGGUCUUUGGCAGAGACAGCAACCAGCCCUGAUGGCGCCCUGAAGUCUUCUCCUCCUCCUCCUUCUCCUUCUCAUUCCCAGGUUAACCACACUUCCACUCAGAUCCAGCAUCCGGCUUUCCUCCCUAGCCAUGGACUCUACACGUGCCAGAUUGGCAAAUUCCACAACUGGACAAAUGGGACUUUCCUCACGCAGGGUUCCCUGCUAAAUGUGAGGUCUUUUUUGGGAGUAAACCACCAUCAUGCUGCUCAUCAUAACCACCACCUCCAGGCCCAGCAGCAGCCUUCUGUGCUAACAACAAGCCUGGGAGCUCUAAGCAGUGAAAAGCCUACAGAGAGGACCAGUCCCAAACAUAUAGAACGAGAAAAUGCACCCAGGACUGAAACCCCACCUCAGCAGUUAAAAUCGCCUUUCCAGCCUGUCCGUGACAACUCUUUGGCUCAGCAAGAGGGAACACCGCGAAUUUUAACAGCUCUCCCUUCUGCUUGAUUAAAUGGGUUGGUGGAAAAACUAUUUCAGAGACUGGUAUAAAGGACAAAAACAGUGAAACGAUGUAAACGGCUCCCAUCCAUCUCUCUUUGCAAUAAGGUGGUGCAAAUCCAUAAAGGCGAUUACACAAAUCUGUAGAUGGAUCCCCUUCUCCACUGUACCAUUUCAGAUCGUGUUACUCUAACCAUUCUUGAAUUAUUUGUUUGGUAAAUGUUUCCCAUGUGUUUGUGUUUUUUUCUGUAUAUAGCGUGAUUUCAGAUUGUAAAUAGCGCGUCAGCAAAACUUGUCUAAAUCAUAUAUUUUUGUCUAAUAAACUAAAUGAAAUUAUGAAACUUCCUCAGGUAUGUAUUUUAUUGUUGCAGAAUUUAAACUUAAAUUAGACAGCUAAUCAAACAGGCAUUGCUUUCCUCUUAAAUAUUAGAGGGGUUUUCCCCUGACUUUAAAAAUCACUAAAUGGAGGCUUUUGCUUCAUGGUUAGUGAAAGGUAAAUCCUCUGAGCCAAGCUGCGAAUUUUCUGUUUCGUGCACGUACAUUUAAAGAGUUGAGUGCAAUUUUUUGUUGGCUAGCUAGAUGAUAAUCACCCUUUCAACUAGUAAGGGACAAAAAUGCUCAGACACAAUCAUGUCCAAAAGUGUAGGUGGUUUGAUUUCUAGAUACUCUAUACAAUUCACUUUUGAAAGUACAAAAGAGAGAAGUUUUCUCUGUUUGUUAACAUAUAACUUGACUAAAUCAACUUGUAAAUUGGAUCGCCGGUAAAUUAUGUUUCUAGUCCAUAUUUUGUGCUGACUAGGAAAACAGUGGAGUAGGAAAUUGUUCUUUAGUUUUGUCUGUAGUUAUUCUUUAAACAACAGAAGAAAUAUAACUGUUGAAAGAUGUUUGUAUUUGACUUUUAGUAAAAUCCCAAUAGAAAAUAUGGGAAAGGAAAUGGUAGCUACUAUACUUUCCCAGAGUGUAUGUUACAAGUUUUGUGCUUUUGGUUAGAAGGAAACAGAAGAAAAAAAGAAGGCACCAGUUUAUAGAGGCAUACUUUAGAUUGGCAUUAAUCUUCCAAAGACAAACCGUUAAAAUUUGUAAUAUUUUCAGUGUUUCCUUCUUCUUUUUUUCUCCUAAAGGAGAACACGAAAUGAGCAUUGAAGUGCUAAUAAGCUACCAGAUGGUUGUUGAUGGUGGAAAAUAGAAAGAAGCAGCUGGGAAAGUCAUUAAGAAAUAAUGUGGUGACGCCUUAUCCAAACUGAAUCAACCUCAGAACAGGAGUUGUCUGAAACAAGACUAGAUUUUGAAAUAAAAUAUUAAUAAAACCCCCAUCAAGGUUCAGAAUACUGGUCUGGGUGUAGCUGUAAUAUCAUUGAUUGCAAAGAUGGUUUCUGUGUAAACUGCUGCUCAGACAUAUCGUUAGAAGAUGUUUGAGUUUUAUUUUAAAUUUGUUAAUAUGGAAUUAUAUUCUUGCAAGAACUGGUGCGGGAUAUGUGCGGUGCUUGAAAUGUAUAUUGUGGUUUGUUUUCCCCUCUGGGAAAGCAGUUAAUUUUGAUGCACUUUGCAGGCAAUUAGCAUACAACCUUUUUAAUGUUUUUUAAAUCCUAAUCAAUUCUAACCUUUCUAAUAUUAAACUUUUCCAGUUUCAAACAAAAAUAGAGCUUGAUUAUUUCGAAAAACUGCUGAGCAUUUAAAAGGAGACAAGCAGUGAAGUAUUUCAUGUAAAUCAUCCACGUUUCUUAAAGCCAGUUACAAUACCAACUAACUGUAGGUAUUAAACUUGACUGGAUUCCUGGGGCUCAACAGCAAGUAAAUAGAAACAGCUGCAGCUUCGCUAUCCGUUGUCACAGACAAACUUUUCUUGCGCUUCAAGGGGUAGCCUUGGACUCUCUGUUCCCGGAUCAUAACAUAAUUACCAGUGGUAGAUCCGGAUACUCAAGGAAUUCAGAAUCGGACCCAUUUUUGGCUGCCCAUUUGGCUUUCAUAAACGGGCAUCUUUCAUUUUAAAAAAGCACACAAUGCUGCUUUGUGAGACUAAGCAAACAAAGUGGUGCCAAGCUGGCUUGCGAGGAGAAGAAGGAGAUUGCUUCAUAUUAAGGCAAGAAGGGUCUUUAAUUGUUGAGAGGGGGGAGGUGCAGGCGCGCCCUCCGCCUGCACGUUGCAUGUAGGAGAGUUUGGGGACUGGAAAUUGGCUUUGCUUGGAUCACUUGCACUUGAGCUGCCGAACUGGGGAGUC